AUGUUAGAGCAAUGUUUGUAUAGCUUUAACUGUAAAUUGUGCUUCUGCUUUUGAUGCAAGCUGUUCUUGUGGAAGUUCAACCAAAUAAAGCUGUACGUCGACAACCUUUUGCGUUGAUCCAACUGCAUCCUCUGGAUCAUGUAAAGAGGCUUGUUCGUUAUCAACGGUUUCAGAUUGUAUAUGUGGUACUUCAAGCAAAUCCUAUUGUGAUUCAUCUAAACAAUGCUAGAGUAAUUCAUGUGUAUCUGUUACCAAUUGUUCAUCAAUUAAUUAAAAUAACUGUUCUUGUGGAAGCUCAUCAAAGCAAAAUUGUAGUUCAACAACUUAUUGCAAAGAUCCAAGUGCAACAAAUGGAGUUUGCGUUAAUAAAUGCUCAGGAUCAACUGUAAAUAAUUGUAUUUGUGGAACAUCAACACUAUCAUAUUGUAGUUCAACUUAAAGAUGCGAAGAUAAUAUGGCUAGUUCAGGUAAUUGUUUGGAUAUAUGUACUACUAAUUUUUAAAGUAAUUGUUCAUGUGGUUAAAGUCAAUUUAGCUAUUGUAAUAAUUCUAAAUAUUGUUUAAAUGCUACUGCUACUAAUGGAUAAUGCUAUGAUAAUUGUACGGAUAGUGUUAAAUCUUCUUGCAUUUGUGGUACUGUUUCCAAACAAGUUUGUUCUAGUUAACAAAAAUGUGAAGAUACAACUGCUAAUAAUGGUAAUUGCAUUACUAUACCAAACUGUAUUAAUAAUUUUGAUAACUCUUGUUUAUGUGGUAUAACUUAAGUUUCUUAGUGUUCCUAAUCUACUUAUUGCACUAAUGUAACUGAUUCAACAGGUGUUUGCUUAUAUAAUUGCAACCAAAAUUUAACAUCUAGUUGUAUAUGUGGCACAAAUAAUAAACUUAUCUGUUCUAAAACUUAAGUAUGUUAGAAUCCUAAUGAUAUGAAUGGAUAUUGUAUAGAAAAAUGUGUUACGAAUUUAUAAACAAAUUGCUUAUGUGGUAACUCAAUUAUUCCAUUUUGUGGUUCAAAUGAACAUUGCCAUGAUUUUUAAUAACUUAUAGGUACCUGUGUUAAAUAAUGUAAUUUAUUUGAAAAUAAUUGUGUUUGUGGAAUAUCAUAAUAUUCUGAAUGCUCAUCGACUACAUAUUGUUCAUCAAAAUAAUCAGGAGUUUGUUUAGAAUAUUGUUCUUACUAAUCCUCCAAUUGUAUUUGUGGAAAUAAGGUCAAAUAGGUAUGUUCAAAUGAAGAAAAAUGCGUUGAUCCAUAUUCAGAUAACGGCAUUUGUAAUUAAGGAACUUGCACAGAACAAUUUUAAUCAAAUUGUACUUGUGGUACAACUAAUCCAGCUUAUUGCAAUAAGAAUUAAUAUUGCUUCGAUUAGACAGCACUUAGGGGAGUCUGUUACGAAAAAUGUCAGUAAAAUUAAAAUAAUUGUUUAUGUGGAAUAGAUUCAAUUGACAUCUGUUAUGCAUCGUCGUAUUGUUUAUUGUAAUCCAAAGGAGUUUGUAUGCCACAAUGUAAUGAAAGUAAUUAUCAAAAUUGUUUGAUAUUAUCUGAAAACCUAGCUUGCCUUGAUUAAUUUGAUACUAUUUAUGAUGUUCACACUGAAAAAUGUGUACCAACUUGCAAAGAAAAUGGCUAAAACAAUUGUUUUUGUGGCAGCAGAGAGAAUGGUUUAGAUGUAAAAUUAAUUUGUUAAUCUGGCUAUGAAUGCUAAAAUCUUGGAACAAAAUAAAGUGUUUGUUUAGAGAAAUGUACAAUUAAGAAGACUACAAGUUGUUAUUGCGGAUAGGAAAAGUCCCAAUAUUGUAAUGAAAAUUAGACGUGUUAAGAUGUUACUUAAUAGAUAGGCUUAUGCAAAUCAUCUUUAACUAAUUCAGCAGAUGAUUUUACUAUCAGAUUACAAAUAGGGCUUUUUGUUAUAAUCAGCCUAUUAACUAUUAUUUGA
This is a messenger RNA of Paramecium octaurelia, 1930 nucleotides long. Lineage: Eukaryota; Ciliophora; Oligohymenophorea; Peniculida; Parameciidae. The record is from the annotation of a GenBank genome assembly.